ACAGUUUAACAUCCAAUUACAUUUAAAAAAUUUUAUAAUGAAAUUUGAAAAGAUUGUAAAUGAUGAAGUACUGGUGAAAAAACCACAUAAGAUUGAAUGGCAAAUUAUUUGGGCAAAUGUUAUUAUUGUCAUAUAUAUUCAUUUUACUGCCCUUUAUGGAAUAUAUUUAACCAUUUUUUAUCCUAUUAAACUUUGGACUUUCAUCUGGUUCUUCGCUGUUGGUAUAUUUUCAAAUAUAGGAUCCACUGCUGGCGUUCAUAGAUUAUGGUCUCAUCGGUCUUAUAAGGCAAAGUGGCCGAUGAAACUUAUUCUUAUGAUUUUCCAGACUAUUUCGUAUCAAGGUCACAUUUACGGAUGGGUUAGGGAUCACAGAGUACACCAUAAAUUUACUGACACUGAUGCAGAUCCAUAUAAUGCACGUAAAGGAUUCUUUUUUUCGCAUAUUGGUUGGAUUUUGGUUCAUAAACAUCCAGACGUCAUCAGCAAGGGUGCUAUGAUCGACUUGAGUGAUCUUAAACAAGAUUGCCUUGUGGUCUUUCAGAGAAAGUACGAUGGACAUAGUUUAUUCUGCAGGAGCAAAUUUAAUUUAAAAAAUAUAUGUAUAUAUUGUUUAUUUAACUUUAAUGGUUUUGUUUCUUUUAUUUAUACUUUUUUUAGAUGGUACCGAUAUUUGAUGUUAUUUUGCUGCUUUAUCAUACCGACAUUAAUACCUUGGUGGGUAUGGAGUGAGAAUCUGUGGUGUGCGUGGCAUCUUAACAUGACUAGAUGUGUCAUAAAUUUACACACAAUAUUAUCAAUAAAUUCCGCAGCUCACAUGUGGGGUGUGAAACCAUAUGAUAAAUCAAUUAGCCCCACCGAAAAUGCAGUUGUCUCUUUUAUAUCGUGUGGCGAAGGCUGGCACAAUUAUCAUCACGUUUUCCCUUGGGAUUACAAAGCGGCGGAACUUGGAAAUUAUAAGCUCAAUAUUGCUACAGCUUUUAUUGAUUUUUUUGCUUAUCUAGGUUUAGCUUAUGAUUUAAAAACUGCAUCUGCCAAAAUUGUGAAAAAACGUGCUCUUCGAAACAGCGAAAUAAAUUAAAAUAAAUAAAAAAUGUAUGUGUUACAUGUAAUU
Molecule: messenger RNA, 1111 nt
Organism: Nylanderia fulva
Lineage: Eukaryota; Metazoa; Arthropoda; Insecta; Hymenoptera; Formicidae
Source: RefSeq, a predicted model, not a curated record